CGCUCCUCAUGUUGGUCCUCAAUCCAACAUGGCGCCUACCCUGGUGGAGCAUGUUGUCGCAGACGCAGGAGCGUUUAUAAAGAAAGCACCUCUUCAGGAUAUCGGGAAGAAUAUCUACACACUGAAGGAUGUGGUAGACGAGAUCAGAGACAAACCCACCAGGAGGAGCCUGGCCUUCCUGCCCUACCAGCUGAACUUUAAAGAGCCACAUCCUGAACACAUCAGACUGGUGACAGAGUUCUCCAAGAAGACCGGAGACUACCCCAGUCUGUCCGCCACUGAUAUCAAAGUCCUGGCUCUGACGUAUCAGCUGGAACUGGAGCACGUUGGCUCUCAACAUCUAAAGAAAGAGCCUGAGAUCAAGGUGACUGUUCAGAGCACACAGCGCCACCCAGAGACUCCGGUUAAUGUUGCAGGAUUUCACUUCCCCUCAAAGAAAUCCGUUGAUACUUUUAAGGUUAAACAAACUCAAAAUGAAACGGAAAAAGAAUCGGAAACAUCAAAACAAACCGGCAGUGAUGAGUUUAACAGCUUUAACUUCUGGAGAACACCCCUGCCGUCCAUUGACAGCGACCUCCUGGCUUUACUGGAUCCCGUUGAUGUGUUGAACUUAAAGAACAAAGAGAAAAAAACAGAAGCACAAACCAAUAAACAAACAGACACACAGACGUCUUCUGAUAGUGAGAAGUUUAACAGCUUCUACUUCUGGAGAGAACCCCCGCCGCCGCUUGAUGACAGCCUACUGGAUUUACUGAAAGAUGACAGUUUCUCCUCGUCCGGGAGCGGGUUGGACACGUCACUGCAGACAGGCGAGCAGGAGGAGCAGGAGGACGAUGAGGAUAAAGAGAAUGAACCUGAAGAAGAAGAAGAAGAAGAUGAUGAUGAUGAUGAUGGAGGUGGUUGGAUCACUCCCAGCAACAUCCAGCAGGUGAAGAUGGACUCUGGGGAUUGGGCAGCUCCUGCUGAUGUCAAAGUCGGAUGUCUGACCACAGACUUCGCCAUGCAGAACGUUCUCAUUCAGAUCGGACUCCAUGUUCUCUCUGUGAACGGGAUGUUGAUCAGGCAAGCAAGGAACUACAUCCUGAGAUGUCACGCCUGCUUCAAGACGACGAGCAACAUGACCAAAGUGUUCUGUUCUCACUGUGGAAACCAAACUCUGAAGAAGUUGGCAGUGACGAUAAAUGAAGACGGCAGCAUGCAGAUGCAUUUCUCCAAAAACCCCAAAGUGCUGAACCCGAGAGGGUUGAGGCACUCGCUGCCUCUGCCUCAGGGAGGGAAACACGGCAACAACCCUCAGCUGGUCGAGGAUCAGCGUUUCCCCCAGCAGAGACUCUCCCGCAAAGCUCGUCAGAAAACCGACGUCUUCAACCCGGACUAUAUGGCCGGAUCUUCACCCUUCUGCGAGAACGACAUCUACAGCCGAGCCGCUAACCUACACAUCAGAGACGGCCAGUGUGGGGGCGGCAGGAGACGAAGCAAUCCCAAUGCUGCUCGGAAGAAGUUUGUCAAAAAGAAGUAAAGAACAUGUGGACACAUAAAAAUACAUCACUGGACUUUUUGACCUCAUUUAAAGACCAGACAGGAGGUUACCAACCGAGUCUGUCAGUCCUUCAAAUAUAAAACCAGCUGUCAUGUUAAAACUGACCUAUCAUAUGUAUCUUCAUUACACCCAAAUAAAUUUUAAAUCUCA
Cheilinus undulatus (humphead wrasse) is the source of this 1690-nucleotide messenger RNA. It is a transcript of the gene nob1, whose product is annotated as NIN1 (RPN12) binding protein 1 homolog. The record is from RefSeq and is a predicted model, not a curated record. The transcript is spliced from 10 exons. Gene Ontology annotation, molecular function: RNA endonuclease activity. Gene Ontology annotation, cellular component: preribosome, small subunit precursor. Gene Ontology annotation, biological process: maturation of SSU-rRNA; ribosomal small subunit biogenesis. Lineage: Eukaryota; Metazoa; Chordata; Actinopteri; Labriformes; Labridae. Bases 29 to 1519 code for a protein of 496 amino acids.